Molecule: messenger RNA, 1683 nt
Organism: Penicillium soppii
Lineage: Eukaryota; Fungi; Ascomycota; Eurotiomycetes; Eurotiales; Aspergillaceae
Product: C2H2-type zinc finger protein
Exons: 5
Coding region: 1-1683 (560 amino acids)
Biological process (GO): regulation of transcription by RNA polymerase II
Cellular component (GO): nucleus
Molecular function (GO): RNA polymerase II cis-regulatory region sequence-specific DNA binding; DNA-binding transcription factor activity, RNA polymerase II-specific
Source: RefSeq, a predicted model, not a curated record
AUGGCGUCUCAACCCAAAGGAGGUGAUUUCUGCCUUGAGUGCAACUGGGAAGCCUUCCAUAUAGAUGGCAAGGACACGGUAGAUCUAUCUGGAAACCCUACGCAACAUCAUUGGAACUGCUCGGGCCACGAGCUCCCAACACCUUUACCCUCUUAUGAAGUCGAUGAGGCCUGCUGUGACGUUGACGACUGCGCGCUAGACUGUGGGUCAGCAUGCGGUGGUUUUCUGGAUUGUGACACUUCCACCGUCUGCUCUGUUGCUCAUUGCGAGGACGACAACUGUGAAGAUACUAAAUGUGAAGAUAAUCAUUGUGAUACCACUCAUUGCGAGGAAACCAACUGCGAGGAGGAUCACUGUGAAAGUAUUGACCCUCUUUGCUUCGGUGAUCACUGUUGUGAUAGUAUAGACAGUCAAACCUGUGGAUUUGACUCGUUCUUUGGGAUCAACACCCCGCUGUCGCUAGACACUGGUAUCUUCCCUCCUACAAUGAUGGGACAACACGACGCCGGACAUCCGACGAAGGCCAUGGAACAUACCUUCCCUGGAACAUUUGAUCCGAACCAACAGCAAAACUUCUUAUCCUCCUACCAAGCCCACGCGACACAUUGCGACCAAGAUGUACCGAACCACUUCGAAUGCCAUGACUUCCAGAAGGACUGGCAUGGAAUGUUCCCAGCGCCCCCAGUUCCGACUCAAACCGAAGUCAACCCGGCAGAGGUUUUCCAUAUGCUUGGGAUGUGCUCUGACUUUUCUGUGUGUCAAGAUCAACAUGUGACAGGGCAACAAAAUGGCUUCGAUGCCUUCGAGAAAUCAAAAAUCGACACAUCGAACGCAUUUAAUUGCUUUGACCAUGAACACCAACACCAUGCUCACAACCACUUCAAAAACCCCAGCGAUCUGAACUUACAGACUACCCGAAAAGGUCCUCAUCGCAACCAUCAUCGUUGCAGAUCUCACCACCAUACUCAUUCCCAUCCAUACUCUCCCUAUUCCCGACAAUCACGCUCGAGCAUUAGCUCCCACCUCCACUCCAGCCCAGGAGAAACCCCGCCACCCCUCGAUGGUGGCGCCUCUCUGACUUCUCCGGAAUUUUCUGAGGACAAUGAGUCGCAUAUCUGCAAAUGGGCAACGAGCAUCCAUGGAAUCAAGGCUGCUUGCGGGGCUAGAUUUGCAGACUCGGGUGCUCUCCAAGAGCAUCUCAUUGCCAGCCAUAUGGGUACCGUCAAUGGAGCCAAGGGUAAUGGGUACUACUGCUGCUGGGAAGGAUGCCAUCGCCCAGAUGAACCCUUCUCGCAGAAGUCCAAACUACAAGGUCAUUUCCUUACCCACAGCAACUUAUGUGGCAAGACAUUCGCCAGACAAGCCACGUUAGACAGACACGAGCGCAGUCAUCGGGGCGACAAGCCUUACAAGUGCAAACAUUGUGGUAAAUCAUUCACGGACAGCAGCGAAUUGAAAACACAUUCGCGCACCCACACUGGAGAGAAACCUUUCAAGUGCACCUGGCCUGGAUGCAGCUUUACAACGGGCGACCACACGGAGAACGAAGACACAAAUGCCUCUUCCCAGGAUGCACCAAGAGUUUUACAAGACCUGACCAACUUAAACGUCACCAAAGAACAACCCACAAACAUGAAUCCUGCUCAACCCUUCCAUCACCAAGCCCCGCCCCCUUCACAUUGA